Brassica napus (rape) is the source of this 1338-nucleotide messenger RNA. RefSeq lists its product as uncharacterized. Gene Ontology annotation, molecular function: nucleic acid binding; zinc ion binding. NCBI's taxonomy places the organism in Eukaryota, Viridiplantae, Streptophyta, Magnoliopsida, Brassicales, Brassicaceae. The record is from RefSeq and is a predicted model, not a curated record. The coding region runs from base 1 to 1338 and encodes 445 amino acids. The transcript has 3 exons.
AUGCUUGUCUCCGCUCCUUCUUCGAGCUCUCCUAUUGAUCCAGGAGGGGCCUCACCAGCGAGAGUCUCAAAUCGCGAGAAUCAGCUCCUUAACCGCGAUUUGGAGAUGAAGCUCCAGUCACCUUCGAUUCCAGCGUCGAUUCCAGCCGCGAAGGUUCCCUCGUACGAGGCGAGGUUCAAAUCGUCCCUAAGGAAUCUCCGUAAGCUCUCAGAUCCGUCGUUUUUAGAGGCCGAGACGCCGGUAGUCCAAGCGCCGGAGUUUGUGCUUCUCAGAACCUCAGAACUUUGGAAAGACCAUGUGGUGGCUCACUUUCAUGGUCGUCGUCCUUCUGCAUCAAAGAUUAUUACCGAUUUGAACCCUACUAGAGAAUGGGUGUUGCAAGUGGGUUACUGGCAGGCUGAUAGGUGUGCCUUCUCGGUUUAUCCUUGGACAGCUGAUGGGAAUCUGGCUGCUCAGGAGUUGAUCUUUGCGCCGACGUGGGUAGUUCUGAAGAACGUCCCUCCUCAGUUAUACUCUUUGGAUGGUAUCAGCGUAGUUGCUAGCGGUGUAGGAGAUCCACUUCACACUGAGAAGUCUCGUCUAGACCCCUACCACUUCGGUGAUACUAAGGUCAAGGUGGAGAUUGAUCUCUCAAAAACUCCUCCGGAGGUUGUAGAAGUCAGAGAUACCCAAGGGAACUCAGUUAGAGUCAAUGUGGAGUACCCUAGUCUCCCUCCUAAGUGUCUGAAUUGUGGAAAGUUCGGUCAUUUGAUGAACCGGUGUAACAAAGCUCCACGGCAGAGGUUGAAGAAGGUUUCGCUAGCAAAUGAGUCCCAGGAAGGGGAGAAAGAAGCAAGUGCAUCGAAGGAUGAGGUUGGUCAGGAGCAUAAGAGUAAGGCUAAGUCUAGGCCCCGCAAGAGGUCCAGGUCCAGAGCGCGAGCUAGAGCUAGAGCGUUAAGUUCCCCUCCGGAAGAUAGUGUGAGAGUGGAGGUAGUAGAGUCAAAAAAUGCUCUAGAUGUGAAGGUGCAGGACUCCGCAUCGUUGAUUCGGGAGAAGGACUCGACGGUGGUGGAGUCAUCUCCGGUUGCGGGUUCAGUUGAGGAAGGUUCUCAGUUGGAGGAAGGGGAGAUUAGUGGGGAAGAAGUGGAGGAUUUGGUUCAGGGUUCGAAGGAGAGUCAGAACGAGAUGUAUGUUCAGGAGGAGGAAAAGUCUAUGUGGCUCACUAAGCACUCGAAGAAUUUUCAAAGAGCGCUGAGACAGCAUAAACUUUGGGAAGCUUCGGGAGCAGUGGGAAAGCCUCCUAAAUCAGCGAGGCUUCUUGAUCGAGUUUUCUCCACCGGGAGGAAGCUUGAAGCUUGA